This is a messenger RNA of Clonostachys byssicola, 438 nucleotides long. NCBI's taxonomy places the organism in Eukaryota, Fungi, Ascomycota, Sordariomycetes, Hypocreales, Bionectriaceae. The record is from the annotation of a GenBank genome assembly.
AUGAAGCUCAUAAUUAUUGCUCGUCUGCUCCUUGUUUCACCGCUUGUUUCCGCCCAAUUCGAUACAGUGUUUGCUUUAACUAAGGCCCUCGGUCUCACCGUCAAGUUCGACUGCGCCCUUCCUUGCAUCCUAGAAGCGGCAAACAGGAUUCCGUGCAACGAGAAAGGUCCCGCAGAUGCAAUCUGUGACAAUAUCGCUACCAUCACCACCUAUGCUGAGCCAUGUGCUGAGAAAUGCGACGCUGAUCGAGCAAGUACUUUUAUCCAGGAAUUGACUCAGUAUGUCUGUAAACAGAGAGUACCAAAGUCGGACCAACCUUCUGGAGUCGACGAAAUCCAGGAGGGUGGAAAUUCAGAUGAUACGGAACAUACGGGAACCCAAGAUCCCCUGAGAGAUGAAGUAAUGAAGGCUGAAUCAACCGUGAAGGACGAGCUUUGA